UAUCUCCUCCUCUUCUUCUUCUUCUUCAUAACUAUAACUAUGACCGGAAAAAGAAGCCAAAACAGCCCGGUGGGUAGCCCGUUAUCGGGCAACGUGUCCGAUAACUCCUCCAAAGAGCUAGACAAAUUCCUCCCUAUAGCCAAUGUUAGCAGAAUAAUGAAAAAAUCCCUUCCUGCUAAUGCAAAAAUCUCCAAAGAAGCCAAAGAAACUGUCCAAGAAUGUGUUUCUGAGUUCAUUAGCUUCAUCACGGGCGAAGCCUCGGAUAAAUGCCAGAGGGAGAAGAGGAAAACCAUUAAUGGAGACGAUCUUUUGUGGGCUAUGACAACAUUAGGGUUUGAGAAUUAUGUUGGACCCUUAAAGGGUUAUCUCAAUAAGUAUAGAGAAACUGAAGGGGAAAAAAAUAUCAUGGCUAGAAAUGAAGAACCUUGUGAACCAACUAGUUAUAAUAAUAUUAUAACUAGUAGUAAUAGUACUACUAGUUAUAAUAAUAUUAUUGGUGUUCAUGGUCAUGGUCAUGUUACAAAAUUCUCAAAAAGGCCUGAAUUUAUUCAGAGUUUUAAUAAUGACAAUUUUGCACAAAGUUUUGGAGAUUAUGGAAGGGUUAAUGUCUAUGGUGAGAAUCUGACCUCCGCAACUAAUCUUCAUGGGGUUGAAUGGUAGACUAUUUUGGGACUGUUUCUCGAUUUGUAUGUGUCAUCCUUGAGCAAAGUUCCAAUUUUAUCAGGCGUCCCUGAAAGGAUUAAUGAUAGACUUAUUUGGAAAGUUAAUGUUAAAAGGUGUCCUUAUUUCUUAACAUGUUUCAUAUCUUCUUCUUUUUUUAUGUUAUCUUUAUUUUUAUUUUUCAAAUUAACACAUUUUAUUACCUUUA
This is a messenger RNA of Nicotiana tabacum (common tobacco), 868 nucleotides long. Its product is annotated as nuclear transcription factor Y subunit B-1. Gene Ontology annotation, cellular component: CCAAT-binding factor complex; nucleus. The record is from RefSeq and is a predicted model, not a curated record. Gene Ontology annotation, biological process: regulation of transcription by RNA polymerase II. Gene Ontology annotation, molecular function: DNA-binding transcription activator activity, RNA polymerase II-specific; RNA polymerase II cis-regulatory region sequence-specific DNA binding; protein heterodimerization activity. Lineage: Eukaryota; Viridiplantae; Streptophyta; Magnoliopsida; Solanales; Solanaceae.